CAUUUAGAUUCGCUUGAAUGUUACAUCAUACCCACUGAAAACCCAAAGAAAAUCAUUCACAGAAAAGGGGCACUUAGAGAGAGCAAGGAAGACAACAUAUUUUCAUUUCCUUCAAUGGCAACCACUGUGGUCACCACUAUCCCCCAAUUCAAUGGUCUUAGACCCCAAUUCUCAGCAGCCCCUGCGCAAAACAUGGUUGCCGUCCAACCCAUGAGGCGCAAGGGGAAGGGUGCUUUGGGAGCUCGCUGUGACUUCAUUGGUUCACCCACUAAUCUGAUUAUAGUGACUUCUACAAGCUUGAUGCUGUUUGCUGGAAGGUUUGGAUUGGCUCCAUCAGCGAACAGGAAAGCCACUGCAGGGCUUAAGUUGGAGGUGAGGGACUCAGGGUUGCAGACUGGUGAUCCUGCUGGCUUCACUCUUGCUGAUACCUUGGCCUGUGGAACUGUUGGGCACAUCAUUGGGGUUGGGGUUGUUCUUGGUCUUAAGAGCAUUGGUGCCCUGUAAAAAUGCAACUACAACUUUAGUGCCUCAUGCAUCUGUAAUCAAUUUAAUUUCCUUUAUUUUCACAUCACUAAGACUCUACCUUUAGUUUUUCUCAACCUUAAUCUUCAGCU
This is a messenger RNA of Abrus precatorius (Indian licorice), 614 nucleotides long. RefSeq names its product photosystem I reaction center subunit psaK, chloroplastic. Lineage: Eukaryota; Viridiplantae; Streptophyta; Magnoliopsida; Fabales; Fabaceae. Bases 115 to 504 code for a protein of 129 amino acids. The transcript is spliced from 3 exons. The record is from RefSeq and is a predicted model, not a curated record. Gene Ontology annotation, cellular component: photosystem I; membrane. Gene Ontology annotation, biological process: photosynthesis.